Myripristis murdjan (pinecone soldierfish) is the source of this 2846-nucleotide messenger RNA. It is a transcript of the gene p2rx7, whose product is annotated as purinergic receptor P2X, ligand-gated ion channel, 7. Gene Ontology annotation, biological process: calcium ion transmembrane transport; cell surface receptor signaling pathway; response to ATP. The record is from RefSeq and is a predicted model, not a curated record. Lineage: Eukaryota; Metazoa; Chordata; Actinopteri; Holocentriformes; Holocentridae. Bases 134 to 1987 code for a protein of 617 amino acids. The transcript has 13 exons. Gene Ontology annotation, molecular function: extracellularly ATP-gated monoatomic cation channel activity; ATP binding; purinergic nucleotide receptor activity. Gene Ontology annotation, cellular component: plasma membrane.
GUGUGAGGACGGAGCAGCGCCGGGCAGCGAUCAGCUGAAGUGAGAGCAGCUGCAGGAGUCUGGACAUGUGACCCGGCCACAGGAAGGAGAGGCGAGCCUGAGUCAGAGGCAGAUUCCUCCCCCGCAAGACGACAUGUCCUGCGUCCUGCCCGGCCUGUGCCAGUACGACACCAACAAGCUGGUCCGGAUCCAGAGCGUCCGGCUCGGAUCGCUCAAAUGGACCCUGAACGGCCUGAUCCUCCUGGUUAUCUGCAUCAUGAUGCUGUGGAACAAAAACUACCAGGUGUUCGACCUGGUGGUCAGCUCCGUCACCACCAAGGUGAAGGGUGUCGCCCAGACCCGCCUGCCCGGUCUGGGUGACGUGGUCUGGGACGCUGUGGACUACAGCGGGCCCUCACAGGACAAGAACUCCUUCUUUGUGGUGACCAACGUCAUUGUCACAAUGAACCAGAAGCAAGGAAAGUGCCCAGAGGUUCCUGCUAGCGGCCGACUGUGUCAUACUGAUAAAGACUGUGAGAAAGGAGCCUGGGACCAGAAGAGCCAUGGGGUCCAGACGGGCUCCUGUGUGAGGGCCGACGGGGCGAGGAAGACCUGCGAGGUGUCGGCUUGGUGCCCGAUAGAGACCAAGACUAAACCACCAAGGCCCGCUCUGCUGGCGGCGGCCGAGAACUUCACCGUCCUCAUCAAAAACAACAUCAGAUUCCCUGCGUUUAACUACAAUGGUGACUUCUGUCGACCUCUGCUGGUGGCCAGUAGGAAUUACAACACCAGUGACUUGAGUGGGUGGCACAGAGCUGCCCGACUCACUCGCCCCCUUGACCUACGGAGGCCUGUAGCUGCCAAAAACACCAGACUCUCAGUUCCUCAGUGGAGGCGAGGAAGAGACAGAACUAGAGCAGAAAUGCAAGAGGAUCAGAAACUCAUCCGGUGUAAAUCUGCUGAGUCCCUGCGCAGCCUGCAGGGGUUUGUGGGUAAAACCUUGUACCGCUGUCCGCCACAGGGGGGCGUCAUUGGCAUCCAGAUCAAGUGGGAGUGUAACCUGGACCGGCUGGCUCAGCGCUGCCUGCCCAGAUACUCCUUCAGACGGCUGGACGAGAAGGAGAGCAACAAGACCCUGUACCCCGGCCUCAACUUCAGGUUUGCAAAGUACAAAAUGGUGAACGGGGUUGAGGAGCGCACGCUGUACAAGGCCUUUGGCAUCCGCUUCGACGUCAUGGUGUUUGGAAAGGCAGGACGGUUCAGCUUGGUUCAGCUGAUCAUCUACAUCGGCUCCACGCUGUCGUACUACGCUCUGACCACGGUGUUCAUCGACUGGCUGAUCGGCACCAGCUGCUACUCGAUGGAGGCCAGACAGAACUACGCCGAGAGGAAAGUGGAGCCGGUCCAAGACAAACAGAAGUGUAUCGUCUCCGUGUCCUUCGUGGAUGAGAACCACAUCCGCCUGGUGAAGAGAUCCCAAAAGAAAAGUUUACAAGACAUCAAGCCGAUUUGUACACAGCCGUGCAAGGAGGACGCAGGACACCUGCGAGCCAUGGUGUGUGUGCUCCAGCCGGCCCCGGCUCCAGCCUCCUCCUGGGGCCGCCCGGGCUCCGCUGGUCCGGCCUGGUGUCGGUGCGGCUGCUGCGUCUCCUCCGCCCUGCCGCAGGAGCACCUGUGCUGCAGGCGCACCGACGGCCCCUGCAUCACCUCCGCCCCUCUGUUCGAGCGGCUGGUGUUGCGUCGGGACGUCCUGGAGGCCGUCCUGAUGUACCGGGACCCUCUGUGUGCGCCGGCCGGGGAAGGCCUGACCGCCGUGCUGCGUCACUGCGCCUACGGGCAGUACAUCAGCUGGAGGUUUGGCGUCCCGCCCGCUGACAGCCACCCGGCCGUCCCCAGCUGCUGCGUGUGGAGGAUCAGGGAGGAGUACCCCAACCCGGACGGGCGGUACAGCGGGUUCAGGCCGGCGAAGGUGGCGUCCACGCGGUCCUUCUCUAACAAAGAGCCCUGAGGAGAACAUUUGAACGUUUGUGCGCCAACAGAGAGCAGGGACUCCCCCGCCGACUGACCUACUAACAGCACGUAUGUCUAACCUGUCUCACAAAGGAGAAACGGCAGUAACUUCUUGGCUCUAGUUGGCGGAGGACGGGGUUUAGUCAGUGUUUUCAGCCAGCGUCAGGUCAGAGGAGGAUAAGAGGGUGAAGAAUAACCCCUUUCUGAGUCAACAAAUCACCACGUUUUCAAAGAUCGUCUUUCAAGUGAUUUGGCUGAGCAGUAAAAAUAUCUCCGAGGCCAUUUUUCUCAAUUUUACACUCACAAGCAGUUACUGCCUUUUGCCUUUAUAGGGCAGGAACAGCAUUUAACAUUACUAACAUGCUCAGACAAAGGAUUUAUCUUGCCUGGAAUGUGUGCCCAUCCAUUAUAUCAUAUGGAAAAAUGAAGAGAUUUGUUCCAACGUGGGAUAUGCACCGUUUGAGAAAACACACUUCAAAACUCAGACAGAUUACGGCUCUAUUAUUUAAAGAAGAGUAGAUUUCUUAAGCCCACGGUUGACAAAAUUACAGACAUAAUCUUCUAAAUUACAGAGACUGAUGCACUUCAGGCGAUGCUUUUUCUGUUCUCUUAAUUGACAUAUUGCAUUUUGGGGAUGAACUCUUCACUCCAAUAUUUGUAAUCAGUCUCUUGGAUUAUUCAUGGAAGAACAGAGAACAGGCAGACGGUGAACUGGAGUGUAGAGCGCUCGUCUGUCUUCAUUUGCAUCCACUUGAAAUCUUUUUGUACGAUUCUUUCCAAGAAAAAAAAAAAAAAAAAAAAAAAAGAGGCGUCUAAUUGAAAAUAGACCGAUACUGUGCAGUUGUUGUGAUCCUUAA